GAGGUCAGUGCACAAACACGUUGUUCUUUUUUGGUCUUGAAUUAAAAAUAACUAAUAACUCUGCCCUCGAUAAACCUCACGAAACCAUAUUUAUAUAACGCGUUCAUGUCAGUAGCGGAGGCGGUUGGAUUACACCCUAAAUCACCUGAAAUCUUAAGUAGUGCCUUGGCUGUGGAGAGAUUGUAUCAGCAGCGAAGCCCGAAAUAUGGAGUAAUUGUCGUUUGUGUUAAACACGUUGUUAAUGAGACAAGUGAUGUUCCGUGUUUACAUCACUGGCAAGGACGGCGUAGCCAAGAGGUGUAAUCUCGGAGGGGAUUACCAGCUGGUUGUCAAGGACUCCAGUUUGUGUCUGUGUGGGGUGAAGCUGCACCAGGUCAUAUAUGAAUGGCCGUACCCAGACAUAAGAUGUUACGGGUAUACGGACAAGGCUUUUAAUUUUGUAGCUGGUCGAGCUUCAACUUCUGGAGAAGGCAUGAUUUCUGUCAAGACAGGAGAUGGGUUCGCAAUAAACGAAGCAGUCAACGAGAAGGUUCAGCUCAUGAAGAAAAACAUGGAUCUUGAGUCACGUGGAGAAAACCCAACUCCUCCCGCAGAUGGAUCUGGAGAUGACCGGCCUGAGUACACGGACCCGUACAGUGUGGAGACCCAAUCUACAGACGAGGCUGGGAUGUAUGUGAACCAGUAACAGCGGGGAAAGUUUCUGAUU
This is a messenger RNA of Haliotis rubra (blacklip abalone), 706 nucleotides long. Its product is annotated as docking protein 3-like. Gene Ontology annotation, cellular component: cytoplasm. The transcript has 3 exons. The record is from RefSeq and is a predicted model, not a curated record. NCBI's taxonomy places the organism in Eukaryota, Metazoa, Mollusca, Gastropoda, Lepetellida, Haliotidae. Bases 242 to 685 code for a protein of 147 amino acids. Gene Ontology annotation, biological process: cell surface receptor protein tyrosine kinase signaling pathway.